AUGGACCUUGCACCACCGUCCAAGCCGGCGCCGAAACAGGCAUGUGAUAAUUGUCGCCGACGCAAAAUCAAAUGCUCGCGCGAACUGCCCUGCGACAAAUGCCAACGCCUGCUUCUGUCCUGCUCCUACAGUGAUGUGCUCCGGCGCAAAGGCCCCAAAUUCCGAACGCUCUAUCCUCUUGCGCCUAUCCACCCGCUGUCGAACCAAAAUGAAAUAGAGCGAAAACAAACAUAUACCGACUCAUCCUAUGGGCUAAGUUCGCCAGCAUCGCCAGCAUUCGCGGUCAGCGAUGCACAGUUUAUGCCCCAUGAUCUUUCGGAUACUCUCUCUCUUCUCCCGCCUCCAGACCUGGUGUCUUCGCCGGACUCCACGGAAUCCACGGUGGAAUCAGCAAAUGGUCGGGUACUUCCGCACGCUCGUCGUCUCUCGCCGCAAAUUUUAUUGGCGCAUGUCAACGUCUACUUGAAGUACUUGUUCCCGAUCAUGCCGGUUGUGCGCGGGGAGGAGCUGCAUUUGGAUAGUCAGCAGCCUGAACGGCUCUCCCCACGACGAUAUGCCUUUUUGGCCUCCUUGUGUGCGGCCACGCAUAUUCAACUUAAACUAGACGGAACCACUCCGGUACCGGACCAUGUUCGUCUCCAGAGCUUGGGCGAUGGUCAUUCUUUGGUUUCAGGCGAGAAGCUAUUAGCCGAAGCCGUGCGGGCGCGACAGGAGUGUGAUCCUGUAGAAGAUAUCAGCAUCGAGACACUCUUAACCUCUUUCUUUUUAUUUGCGUCCUACGGCAACAUGGACAAGCAAACCCAUGCCUGGUUCUAUUUGUGUCAAUCUACCUCGAUGGCAUUUACAUUGGGUCUGCAACGCGAGGCAACUUAUGCGGAACUCGGUGUCGAGGAAGCCGAGGAGAGGCGGCGUGUCUUUUGGCUGCUUUUUAUCACGGAAAGAGGAUACGCUCUACAACAAUCUAAACCAGUUAUGCUCCGCAGUACCAUACACAAACCGCAGGUUCUCUGCUCAGAAGACCCAAUCCUAGCAUACGGAUUCAUCAACUUGAUCAAUAUCUUCGAGAAACUCACUGCCAAUCUGUAUGACUGGGUCUCUGCUGGCGGCGGUGACGGACUCUUGGAGAAACCACCUACAUCUGUCAUCCAAUCAAGCCUCUCCAAACCGAUCUCGCUAGAUGGGGUUCUUGAAAUUCAGCAGGUGGAUAUCCUGAUCACACAGCAGUGGUUACAGGCGAUGAUGUGGAAAUUGUCCAUAACCCAUGCCACGCAACCUGGCCCGCGAGAUGAUGGCGUAUUGCCAUUCCAUCUGCCAGUACUGGUUGGUAAAGCAGUAAUGAGUGUUAUCGGAAGCGCGUCACAAGGGGCGGUCGACGCCCAUGGAAUUGGCAUGGAGCAAAAGCUAUUCGAUAUGGGUUCUUCGGUCGCCGAUGUAACUCGCUCGCUCGGAUCAAAAUCUAUGCAUCGUCUAUCUGAGUCGUCUAUUGAUCCUAGGGAACUCCUUUGGGGUAUUCUGCACACACUAUCGCAGAUCCGAGGCUCACCUUCCUACCUUUUUCCAUCGCUCCUGGAACGUUGCAAAACGGUGCUGGGACUCGACUGCACGAUUACCAUGGGCAAUUUCCUGCCAACUCUUGGUGCACCCAUGCCCGACCAGUUCAGUUCAUGGGCUGGUGAGCAACGCUGGGAUAUGCUCACCGGCCGGAAUCCUCACAGCAUGGGCGAAAUGGACGGUGAACAAAACGAGUCGGUGCCUCAUUUAGCCGCAGUGUCCCAUGGAGAACUCGGAUUCCCAGACUGUCUUUUGCCAUGA
Penicillium cinerascens is the source of this 1812-nucleotide messenger RNA. RefSeq names its product putative C6 transcription factor (AmyR). Gene Ontology annotation, molecular function: DNA-binding transcription factor activity, RNA polymerase II-specific; DNA binding; zinc ion binding. The record is from RefSeq and is a predicted model, not a curated record. Bases 1 to 1812 code for a protein of 603 amino acids. Lineage: Eukaryota; Fungi; Ascomycota; Eurotiomycetes; Eurotiales; Aspergillaceae. Gene Ontology annotation, biological process: DNA-templated transcription; regulation of DNA-templated transcription. The transcript is spliced from 3 exons.